AGAGUUUGAGGAACUCAUGCACUUUUUGAGUUUGUUUCUAAAUUUAAACCGAAGGAUUCUAAAAUUAUCCAGUACGCCAAAAUUAUUACGAGACAUUACUUCCUCCUUUGUUUAACCCAGUCAAUCAAGCAGUAAAUUCUUUUGAGUGCAAUAAUAUGCUCAAUUACUAGUACAUUGGAAAAAAGUUAAACUCGUAACUUCAACUUUCAGAUAGAUUUGUUUAUUAAUCGUCUGCUCAAAUAUGAUGGCGGGAUAUUUUUAUUUCUAAGCAGUGAAAGCUACUAAUAUGACAUCAAUUUUCAACCGAUUUAAUAGUGAUCACUGUAAUGACUACGUAUUGGAGGCCUCUGUGGAUAAUACUCGCAAUUUAGCUCAAUUAUUGAAAGCUAUUCAUUUUAGAGAUGUUGCAAUAGUUUGUGCAACAUCUGAUGGAUUGAAAGUUACAGUUGAGGAUACUAAAUCAGUUCAAGGAAAUGCCUAUAUUCAAUCAGCACUCUUUCAUGAUUACAAUGUCAAAAAACAGUCUGUGAUAUUUAAAGUUAACUUAAGUGUAUUGCUGGAAUGCCUUAAUAUUUUCGGUACCAAGAAUAAUCCAGGAUCAAUAGCUACAGUGAAAAUUUGCUAUUCUGGUUAUGGAUCGCCUUUAGUGUUGUUGAUCGAAGAAAAUGGCGUGGUUACAGAUUGCAAACUUCAAACAUUGGAACCUGAAGACAUUUUAGAUUUUGAAUUUACACCUUCAAAAGUAGUGAAUAAAAUAAUAAUGCAGUCAGAAAUAUUGAAAGAAGCCUGGUCUGAUUUAGACAUGAAUAGUGAAGUUUUAGAAAUUUUAAUGUCACCUUCUGAACCCUACUUUCAACUUACAACUAAAGGUAGCCUCGCUACAAUACACAUCAAUAUAUCUAAAGAUUCAGACAUGAUUGAAUCAUUUGAAUGUACAGAUGAAGUAAAAAAUAGGUAUCAAAUAUUUUUAAUAAAACCAUCACUAAGAGCUCUCGUUCAGUCAUCAAAAGUAUCUAUACGUAUCGAUGACCGGGGAUUCUUGUGUAUGCAAUACAUGAUUAAAGUUGAAGGUUUACAAUGUUGUUUUGUUGAAUAUCUUUGCUCUCCAAAUAUAGACGAUGACUAACAACUGUGAAUUCAAUGUAUGGACUUGUGUUUAUUCAUUAUGUUUUAUUAAAAUUUCUAUUUAUUAUACAAAUAUGUCACAAACAAUUACUUGCUUUUAUGAAAUCACAAUGCUAUAUUA
Messenger RNA from Parasteatoda tepidariorum (common house spider), 1246 nucleotides. It is a transcript of the gene Rad1, whose product is annotated as Radiation insensitive 1. Gene Ontology annotation, cellular component: nucleus; checkpoint clamp complex. Lineage: Eukaryota; Metazoa; Arthropoda; Arachnida; Araneae; Theridiidae. The record is from RefSeq and is a predicted model, not a curated record. Gene Ontology annotation, biological process: DNA repair; DNA damage checkpoint signaling.